AUGGGGAAAAGGGUGAUGUCAACUCCCUCAUUGGGCAAAGUCAUUGAUACCUCUUGUGAAAUCAUCUUGACCUCAGAGGAGAUGAGUUCUCAGUAUAUCAUCAUGUCAUCUCAUGUGGGUGAGUACAGGGAAAUAAGUUGUCUGCCUCACAGACCAAUAAUGUCCCAUUCAGCAUCUGCCAUCACAGACAUACUUUCCAUGAGACUGGCAUCCAGAGACAUGAUCAUGGGGAUCUUUUUCCUGUCCCAGACUGUGCUGGGAAUGGUGGGGAACUCAGCCCUGCUUUGCUCUUUUAUCAUUGCUGACUUCAAUGGGAUAAAGACAAAGCCCACAGACCGAAUUGUCAAACACCUGACCUGGGCCAACAUGAUGGUUGUACUUUGCAAAGGAAUCCCUCAGACAAUGACUGCUUUUGGUCACACAUGUUAUCUAGAUGACAUUACAUGUAAACUUGUCUUUUAUUUGCAUAGAGUUUGCAGGGGAUUUUCUCUUGGUUCCACGUGUCUGUUGAGUGUCUUUCAGGCUAUCACUAUAAGCCCCAGCAAUUCAAAGUCUGCACACCUCAAGGCCAGGAUACCAAAAAUCAUAGGUCCUUCCUUGGUCCUGUGCUGGUCCCUGUGUCUACUUGUACAUAUCUUCAUGAUCAUGACCAUAACUGACAUGAGAAAUAAGGGAAAUCUUACUGAGUUUAGACAAUUGGUGUACUGUUUAUCAGUAAAGUCUUCCAAACAUAUUUAUACAGUAUAUAUAAUCAUAUUGGCCUCCAGUGAUGUCAUGUGUUUGGGACUCAUGAUAUGGACAAGUGGCUCCAUGGUGUUGUUCUUAUUCAAGCAUGAGCAGAGGGUCCAGUAUAUUCACAGAUCCUUGGCUACUAAGUCAUUUCAUGAGAUCAAAGCCACACAAAGUAUUAUUAUCCUUGUGAGCAGUUUUGUAGUUCUUUAUGGGACUUCCUUCAUCUUAAUGAUGUAUUUUUCUUUCCAGGGUGAAACAGAUACAUGGCUGAUCAAUGUCAAUGUGGCCAUGAGUGCAUGCUUCCCAGUACUCUGCCCCUUUCUGCUCACCAGAAACUAUACUAGGGUUUUUAAGCUCUGCAUUACUUAG
Arvicanthis niloticus (Nile rat) is the source of this 1101-nucleotide messenger RNA. NCBI's taxonomy places the organism in Eukaryota, Metazoa, Chordata, Mammalia, Rodentia, Muridae. The record is from RefSeq and is a predicted model, not a curated record.